Penicillium canariense is the source of this 1101-nucleotide messenger RNA. Its product is annotated as protein disulfide isomerase family protein. Gene Ontology annotation, biological process: protein folding. Gene Ontology annotation, molecular function: protein disulfide isomerase activity. Lineage: Eukaryota; Fungi; Ascomycota; Eurotiomycetes; Eurotiales; Aspergillaceae. The coding region runs from base 1 to 1101 and encodes 366 amino acids. Gene Ontology annotation, cellular component: endoplasmic reticulum. The record is from RefSeq and is a predicted model, not a curated record. The transcript has 2 exons.
AUGGCUCGUCUGAGCUUCCUGCUGCUCGGCGCUCUCUCCGCGCUCAGCGGCUUUGCCACUGCCAGCUCCGCCGUUACGGACCUGAUCCCCAGCAACUUCGACCAGGUCGUCCUGAAGUCGGGCAAGCCCGCUCUCGUCGAAUUCUUCGCCCCUUGGUGCGGCCACUGCAAGACCCUUGCCCCUGUCUACGAGGAGCUCGCCUCUGCUUUCGCUUUCGCCGAUGACAAGGUCACAGUCGGCAAGGUCGACGCCGAUGAGCACCGUGAACUGGGCAAGCGCUUCGGCGUUCAGGGCUUCCCUACCCUGAAGUGGUUCGAUGGCAAGAGUGAUAAGCCGGAGGAGUAUCAGGGUGGCCGUGACCUGGAGAGCUUGACCAAGUGGAUUUCCGACAAGACUGGCAUUAAGCCGCGCGGUGCCCAGAAGGAGCCCAGCAAGGUGGAGUUCCUGAACGACGCCACGUUCAAGACAACUGUUGGUGGAGAUAAGGAUGUCCUGGUUGCCUUCACUGCGCCGUGGUGUGGCCACUGCAAGACUCUCGCUCCUGUCUGGGAGACCCUCGCCAAUGACUUCGCUCUCGAGACCGACAUCGUGAUCGCUAAAGUUGAUGCCGAAGCUGAGAAUGCUCGCGCCCUGGCCAAGGAGCAGGGCAUCACUGGCUACCCUACCAUUAAGUUCUUCCCCAAGGGAUCGACCGAACCCGAGGCGUACUCUGGCACCCGCUCGGCGGAGGGCUUCACCGAUUUCCUGAACGCUAAGACCGGUUCUAACCGCGCCGUUGGCGGUGGCCUGAACAGCAAGGCUGGUACUAUUGCUGCGCUGGACAAGCUGGUGGCCGAGUACGUGCCCGCCCAGAAGUUCGAGCAGCUCGCCACCGAGGUCAAGAAGGCGGCCCAGGGUCUGCAGGACAAGUACGCGCAGUACUACGUCAAGGUUGCAGACAAGCUGAGCGAGAACCAGGAGUAUGCCUCCAAGGAGCUGGCUCGCCUGGUCAAGGUGCUUGGCAAGGGCGGCUCUGCCCCCGAGAAGGUCGAUGACCUUGUUUCGCGCAGCAACAUCCUGCGCGCCUUCGCUGGCGAAAAGGAGCCGAAGGAUGAGCUGUAA